UAAUUCGAAAGGUAAGCCAGUGCAGUUCUGCUUUAGAUUGGUCGACAACUUCCGCCAAGGCCGCCCGUUCGUGGCUUCUCACUGGCUGUCUCGUGAGUCCCGAGGUUGCCGAUUGGCCGAGACGAGCUGUCGAUCAACGUGACGCGCCUAGGGUGCCCGCACACAGAUGCGAUGUUGGUGUCAACAUAAUCCAACGCUUACCUUAUUUUACGCACUUAAUAAACAAUAAUAAAAAAAAAAAAAAAUCAGAAUGACGAAAGGUGAACACGCUUCGUUGAUCGAUAGUGCUCGUGUUUUUGGCAAAGCUUGGUCUGUGCGGGGAAGAAAGUCGCUGUUGCUGUUGUGACGGGCGAGAGUCAAGUUCGUGGACGAAGCUCAGGUCAUGAGCGCCUCGAGGAAGGAGAAAGUGGAGAACGAGCGCACCCGUCCGGAGAUCGGCCCGGCGCGCCCCACCCCCGCGCUCCUAUCAUGACGUCUGACAGCGAUCAGGAUGCCGCCGUGAAACUGGAGCAGGAACGGGCCGAGAUUGUGGCCAAAUACGCAAAGGGCAAAGAGGCCACCGUGGAGCCCUGGGAGGACAUCGACUUCAACCUGUACAAGGUCAUCGACCGCUUUGGCUUUGUGCACGAGAAGGAGCUCCCGUCCUACGACGCGGCGGAGGAAAAGCACAAGCACACGGAGUUGGAGAGGACCACCAAGUGGCUGAAGAUGCUGAAGAGUUGGGACAAAUACAAGAACAGCGAAAAGCUCGCGCGGAGGGUCUACAAGGGAAUCCCGCUGCAGCUGCGGGGCGAGGUGUGGUCGCUGCUGCUGGACGUCCCCCAAAUCAAGGAGGAGAGGAAGGACUUCUACGAGAAGCUGAAGGCCGGAGCCAAGGGCUCGUCUCCGGACGUGCGCCAAAUCGACCUGGACGUCAACCGCACCUACAGGGAUCACAUCAUGUUCAUGCAUCGCUACGACGUCAAGCAGCAGGCCCUGUUCCACGUGCUGACGGCCUACUCCGUGUACAACAAGGUGAGUCCCGUGCGAAGACGUCUGGGGCGAGAGCGGCGGCCUUCUCCCUCCGACGCGCGCUUGUCUUUGCAGGAGGUGGGCUACUGCCAGGGCAUGAGUCAGAUCACGGCGCUGCUGCUCAUCUACAUGAACGAAGAAGACGCCUUCUGGGCUUUGGUCAGGCUGCUGUCGGGACACAAGCACGCCAUGCACGGCUUUUUCGUCCCCGGCUUCCCCAAGCUGAUGCGCUUCCAGGAGCACCACGACCGCAUCCUGAAGAAGAUGAUGCCCAAGCUCAAGCGUCACCUGGACAGCCAGGAGGUCCUCACCAGCCUGUACACCAUGAAGUGGUUCUUCCAGUGCUUCCUGGACAGAACUCCCUUCACUCUCACUCUCAGGAUCUGGGACAUCUACAUCCUGGAGGGCGAGAGGACUCUUCCCGCCAUGUCCUACACCGUCCUCAAACUGCACAAGAAGCACCUGCUGAAGUUGAGCAUGGAGGAGCUGGUGGACUUCCUGCAGGUGACCUUGUCCAAAAAUUUCUUUUUCCAUGAUGACUUUGUGGUGGAGCAGCUGCAAGUCUCCAUGGCGGAGCUCCGAAGGGCCAAGUUGGACCUGCCCGCGCCAGGUCGAGAUGAGGAGUUCCCCAAGAAGCCUCUCGGGCAGCUUCCUGAGAUGGAAGUGAACCACGUGGCCAACGGCCAGAGCCACGCGGAGCCGGCCGAGCCCCCGGAGCCACCCGCCCCGGUGCCGGGCGGUCACCCCCCGAGUCGGUUCCGCCGGGACUCGCUGGACAAGUCCAUACGCCAGCGUAAGGCCGCCGACGCCAGGGACGGUCACCUCAAGGUGGCCUCCAACGGGCUGCACUUGCCAGAACGGGGGUCAACGCCCACUCCCGGGCCGCAGAGAGACGGCGUCGCCAACCGCAACCACAACCCCGACACCGCCUCCGGUGCUCACCGUGACGUUGGUCCUCGUUGGUUCAAACCCUCCGAGACCAAGCUGGAAGCGGCCAAAGCCAUGGCGGCCCGAGAGAACCGGCAGAAGCGGUCAGCGGCGCCGUCUCCCGCCCCUAUCCCGGCCCACGACGGCCAGGAUGACGACCGGCGGGCCGAGCGCCGGCCGCAAUCCAGGGGCCCGGUUCCGGGCGCCAACCGCGGUUCCAACGCCUCCCAGUACGACAAUGUACCGGGACCGCUGGAUCCGGAGUUUGAGAUCCUGGAGCUGGAGAGACCCCCGACCAGGAUGCGGACUCCUCAGAAUGAGACACUCUCGUACGGCGUGGCGGCCAGAGUCCCUGGGUACGGCGGGAAUGUGCUUACAGCACAGUCUGAAUCCAGAAUGCCCUCGCACCCUCCUGCGCUGUCAUUUGCCCACCAUCAGCCAGUGGGAGUCCAGACCCGCUUCCCCAUAAACCAAAACCACUACCAGGCCCCCACUCAGGUCCCCAUAUUUCACCCAGGCUUGAGACACUACGACGCGGCCGCCGGGGAUCAAACCUAUGCCGCCACCAGGCGACCGGCCGGGACCACCUCCCCGGAGCGGGCCCUCAUGAACUACCUGGCGACCCACCGCAGGGAGCCGCCGCCCAACCGCCGCAGUCCCAGACUGCCGCCCUCGCAGCUGGGGAGCGCCGCCACCCCCAUCUACCUGCAAAAGCUCACCUCCGCCGCUCACGUCCACGGCCCUUUGGACUACAGAUUCGAGGGGCGCGCCGAGUACCCCCCGCAAGGGCGGAUCCCCGUGUCCCAGUGGGGCCCAGAGGAACCGCCGCCGCCGCAGUCCCCAGGCGGGAUGCCUCGCUCGCCCAGCUUCCAGAGAGCCCAGAUGUCUCCCGUGGACGUGUUUGAGUUCCCGGAGGACGAGGCCGGCGGGACGCGGCGGGGUGUCAUGCCCCAACAGCUCCCCCGCCUGUUCGGAGGGAAGUACUACAGGCACGCGCAGGAGGCCUUCGCCAUGCAGGAGUCCAUGCUGCUCUGACCGCAGCGGCAGCCACAGGGAAGGCCGCUCGAGCGCCCACGCUCACGUACUGGUUGGCUCUUUGUGCACUUCAGUGCACUGGGAGGACAGCCAUAUCCUACUCGGCGUGUUUUUU
This is a messenger RNA of Hippocampus comes (tiger tail seahorse), 3088 nucleotides long. RefSeq names its product USP6 N-terminal-like protein. The transcript has 14 exons. Gene Ontology annotation, biological process: regulation of GTPase activity. The coding region runs from base 469 to 2973 and encodes 834 amino acids. Lineage: Eukaryota; Metazoa; Chordata; Actinopteri; Syngnathiformes; Syngnathidae. The record is from RefSeq and is a predicted model, not a curated record. Gene Ontology annotation, molecular function: GTPase activator activity; small GTPase binding.